ACUGCAUUUCUAUGCUUGCUUGCAAGAAGCAAUGGAAACACAAGUUAGAUGUGUUGUUGUGAUAUUGUUCAUAUUUGCUCUUUUUUUCAUAGCAUUGGGAGUUGGUGUUGGGUUGCAAAUCAGUGGAGAUGAUAAUCAAUCAAAUGUAAGCUGCACAGAGGUUGAGCUUAAAGGUCUCCUCAAGUUGAGGGAAUCUCUCAUUGAUCAUUCAAAUCGUUUGUCGUCGUGGGUUGGAGAAUAUUGUUGUACGUGGACGGGAGUGGGCUGCAGCAAGAGGACACGCAGAGUCGUCAAGCUUGAUCUACACAAUCCAAUUCCGUACGAUGAAUAUUUAUACUACAGUGACAGCAAUUAUAUGAAAAAAUAUGAUGGAGCCAGUUUGCAAGGUGAGAUAAGUCCUUCUAUUCUCAAUCUGAGGCAUUUGCAUUACAUCGACUUGAGCUUUAAUAAUUUUUGGGGGCACAUUUUGUCUGCUGAUGGUAGCUUUAAUGCUUAUUCAUUCCUAGGCUCCCUUAAGAACCUAAGAUAUCUUGACCUCUCUCAUUCACAUUUCGAGGGGCAAAUUCCCCCUCAAUUUGGAAACCUCUCCAACUUGCAACAUCUCAAUCUUGGCUUCAACAAUUUACGAGGUCCAAUUCCUGAUACUCUUGGAAGCCUGUUAUCUCUCACUUUUCUUGAUCUCUCGUUGACUAGUUUUGACUCCCCAAUUAUGCGUAGUUGGUUCUGUAAAAUGAGCAGCCUUGUUCAUUUGAGACUCUCUGGUGUAAGUUACGGAGGUCCAAUUCUUCCUUGCCUUUGGAACUUGACUUCUCUCACAGUCCUUGAUCUCUCUAGUAAUAGUUUUGAAGGUUCAGUCCCAAGUGGGAUAGGCAAUCUUACACAACUUACUGUCCUUGACCUCUCUCACAACAAGUUAGAAGGUGAAAUACCAAACACCAUAAGGAAUCUCUGCAGCUUGAGCAGUUUCCAUUUGUUUUAUAAUGAGUUCACCGGAGAGGUACCAUUUUUUCAGGGAAAUACAUCUACUUGCCUCCAAAAAAGUUUAAAGGAGUUAGAUCUUGAAUUAAAUAAGUUUAGUGGUUUUCUGCCAAAUCAGUUGGGAGAGUUUAGGAUGCUAGAGGUGUUUGUUAUAUCUGAGAAUUUAUUUAGUGGUCCAAUCCCAGCAUCAAUUGGAAUACUCUCAUCAUUAAAAGUUUUAUAUGCAUCUGAUAAUCAGUUGAAUGGGAGUAUUCCUUCGAGUCUUGGACAACUUUCAAGGCUAGAGUCGUUAGAUGUCUCUAACAAUUCUUUGGAUGGUAUCGUUUCAGAACUUCACUUUGCCAAACUCACAAGGUUAGUAUGGUUGGACAUGUCCUCAAACUUGUUAAUUAUGAAUGUGAGCAUCCAAUGGGUUCCUCCUUUUCAACUCCAAUAUAUUCUUAUGUCUUCCUGCAAAUUGGGACCCCAAUUUCCUACAUGGCUUCAAACCCAGAAACAUGUUGAAUGGUUGCUAAUUUCCAAUGCAUAUAUCUCAGAUACCAUCCCCGACUGGUUUGAGAAUGUGUAUUCUCGUAUCAACCACUUAGAUAUAUCUCACAACCAGAUUUGUGGAAAGUUGCCCAAGUUUCAAGAAUCUAAUGCUACCCAUGGGCGGUAUCUAUAUUUGAAUUCCAACAAGUUUGAGGGCCCCUUAACCCCAUUUCUGUCAGAUGUCAUGUCAUUAGAUUUGUCCGACAACUUACUUUCAGGAAAUUUUCCUCUCGUUGAUGAUAAUAUUCAUAUCACAUUUAGAGUUCUUCGUGUCUCAAAUAACAAUUUGACUGGUGAUAUUCCAAAGUACAUAUGCAAGAUGAUGGCUCUGCUACUACUUGAUCUCUCAACAAAUAAAAUAUCAGGAACACUCCCUUGGUGCAUGGGGGACUUGGAUCAAUUGGUAGUGCUUGAUCUGAGAAAUAACUAUCUUGGUGGUCAUAUUCCAAAUUCUUUGGGUUCUCUACAAUAUCUUUCUUCUUUACAUUUGCGCAACAACAUGUUUCACGGGAACAUCCCUUUGACUUUGCAGAAAUUGACAUCUUUGAGAAUUCUCGAUCUAGGUGAUAAUGAAUUAAAUGAUAUUAUCCCAUCAUGGAUUGAAGAAAUGUCUAAUCUACGAUUUCUCAUUCUUCGAUCGAAUAGGUUCCACGGUUAUAUUUCUCCACAGCUCUGCCACAUCUCUGCUCUUCAAGUGUUAGACCUGUCACAUAACUAUAUAACUGGAAGUAUUCCUCGCUGCUUUGCCAACUUCACUGCCAUGGUCGCGAAUCUCAAUGCGACAGAUAUAGAUGAUGGGUUUUCACAAUACACAGAGAGCAUUUUAAAUUACAUUAAAGGAGUUGAACUUAAAUACACUAGCACACUCCGAUUUCUCACAUCUAUAGAUGUUUCAAACAAUCACAUAGUUGGAGAGAUUCCUGAAGAGUUGAUGGAUCUUAUUGGGUUGCGGAGUUUCAACGCAUCCAAAAAUCAUCUAAAUGGAAGCAUCCCAGAGAAGAUUGGAAAUAUGAAAGCUUUGGAAUCACUUGAUUUGUCAAGAAACAAACUUUCUGGUUCCAUUCCUCCAAGCUUGUCCGCUGUGAACUUUUUAAGCUACUUGAACUUGUCAUUCAAUAACUUGUCAGGGCGAAUACCAACAGGAAAUCAACUCCAAACACUCAAUGAUCCAUCCAUCUAUAUGGGUAACAAUCAGCUUUGUGGACCGCAAAUCUUCAAGAGCUGCCCUAGUGAUACUUCGUCUGAUGAUCAUCAUCAUGAUCAACAUGUUCCUGAGUCGGAAGAACGUCUGGCAUUCUAUACUGCCAUUGGACCGGGUUUCUUGGUUGGCUUCUUGACAAUUUGUGGCAUUUUGCAUUUCAAAAAGUCUUGGAGGUAUGCGUGGUUUCAGUUUGUGGAGAAUACUUGCGACAACCUACUGGUGGCAGUUGCAGUGAAGGCAACUUGGAUGCGGAGAAAGUUCCACAAAGAUGAAAUGGGAGGAUAAUUUCCUCUCUAAAAUGGUUUUAAAUUCAAUUGAAGCAAAUGAGAUUCAGGUGGAAGCAGACAGAGUGAGCAGUGGGUUUUCGUAAAUGGUCGAUGGAAAAGGAUCACUACUGCAAUAAAGUUCAGAAAAAUAAAUUAGACAAUGAUAUAUAUUAUAUAUUUUUGGUAAUUUGUAAUAAUGUUAGUGUGAUAAUUGUGUGCCUCUCCUAAAACAUAUAUCGUCUUGAUUCAAUAUCUAUAUAUAUAUCUAUAUUCUGCGAAUUAUUAGACUCCUUGCAGGCUUGCACUUGUAUAUACAUAUACACAUGUAUAUGUAUGUAUAUUUAUGUACAAGAUAGCUAUGGUACAUGAUAGAUCCAUGUCAGUUUCCAAGUCCAUCCAGGAUUA
This is a messenger RNA of Cornus florida, 3381 nucleotides long. RefSeq names its product receptor-like protein EIX2. Gene Ontology annotation, molecular function: protein binding. The transcript has 2 exons. The record is from RefSeq and is a predicted model, not a curated record. The coding region runs from base 32 to 2995 and encodes 987 amino acids. Lineage: Eukaryota; Viridiplantae; Streptophyta; Magnoliopsida; Cornales; Cornaceae.